Messenger RNA from Petromyzon marinus (sea lamprey), 753 nucleotides. RefSeq names its product ras-related protein Rab-6A-like. Gene Ontology annotation, molecular function: GTPase activity; GTP binding. NCBI's taxonomy places the organism in Eukaryota, Metazoa, Chordata, Hyperoartia, Petromyzontiformes, Petromyzontidae. The record is from RefSeq and is a predicted model, not a curated record.
CUCUGCUCUGCUGUCUCCGUGUCUCUGUCCCCGUGUCUCUCUGUCCCCGUGUGUCUCUGCUCUGCUGUCCCCGUGUCUCUGUCUCCGUGUCUCUGUCCCCGCGUCAUGUCCGGACCCGGAGACUUCGGGAACCCUCUGCGCAAGUUCAAGCUUGUCUUCCUGGGGGAGCAGAGCGUGGGGAAGACGUCGCUGAUCACGCGGUUCAUGUACGACAGCUUCGACAACACGUACCAGGCAACGAUUGGCAUCGACUUCCUCUCGAAGACCAUGUACUUGGAGGACAGAACGAUCCGACUGCAGCUGUGGGACACGGCGGGGCAGGAGCGCUUCCGCAGCCUCAUCCCCAGCUACAUCCGGGACUCGGCAGCGGCCGUGGUGGUCUACGACAUCACCAACGUGAACUCGUUCCAGCAGACCACCAAGUGGAUUGACGACGUGCGGACCGAGCGUGGGGGCGACGUCGUCAUCGUCCUCGUGGGGAACAAGACGGACCUCGUCGAGAAGAGGCAGAUCCCAUUUGAAGAGGGGGAGCAGAAGGCGAAGGACUUGAACGUGAUGUUCAUAGAGACGAGCGCCAAGACCGGAUACAACGUCAAGCAGAUGUUCAGGAGAGUGGCGAGCGCUCUGCCAGGCAUGGACAGUGGCGCUGACGCUGCCAAAGAAGGAAUGGUUGACAUCAAGAUCGACAAGGAAGCCGAAGUCCCCGUAUCGGACUCGGGCUGCUCCUGCUAACAACGCCACUCGCCAUUGGUC